AUGAUGGGAGCGACCAAGGCUACCCUGCCUGCAUUGAACCUGACCACACCAGUGGCUUCUACAAGCUGCGGCAGCGCUCAAGGCGUCGCAGAGGCCAAGGAGGACCUUUCGAGACCCAGUGGGGUCAAAGACGGGGACCACCCAGCCUACUCACGAUCAUGCCCCUCGUGGAAGAAAGAGAAAGAAAUAAUAGGACUGAAGGUCAAAUUCAACCUAUCGUUCCAAGAGGCUCGCAAACGUUUCUCCCUCCACAACCAGUCUAGUCCCUCCUACGCCGAUGUGUCACGCCGGGGCGCCGCGCCACAUCUUCCAGCGCCCGCAAGAGUUACACGGAGUGUGACUGCGGUCGCGCCAUCAGCGCCCCCGGCUGGAGUAGCCUGUGCUGCUCCGUCACCUCCCAAAGAGGGCCAGCAGACUCCCGAGCCUGCCGGACCCAAGGCCGCUGCAAGCGCAGUCAGGCCCAAAGCCGCCGCGAACGUGCCUGCUGUGCAGGCACCAUCCACCACCUCUGAAGAGCAAGGCUUUCUGCCGCCGCAGCAGCAGCAGUAUGGGCCACCCUGGUAG
This is a messenger RNA of Rhipicephalus sanguineus (brown dog tick), 564 nucleotides long. Its product is annotated as sterile alpha motif domain-containing protein 1-like. Bases 1 to 564 code for a protein of 187 amino acids. Lineage: Eukaryota; Metazoa; Arthropoda; Arachnida; Ixodida; Ixodidae. The transcript is spliced from 3 exons. The record is from RefSeq and is a predicted model, not a curated record.